Molecule: messenger RNA, 804 nt
Organism: Drosophila eugracilis
Lineage: Eukaryota; Metazoa; Arthropoda; Insecta; Diptera; Drosophilidae
Exons: 2
Coding region: 78-749 (223 amino acids)
Biological process (GO): mitochondrial respiratory chain complex I assembly
Cellular component (GO): mitochondrion
Source: RefSeq, a predicted model, not a curated record
GGUGUUUUACAACACUGUUCGAUCAGCUGUUUUUGUUUUUGCGUCAAAAUAAAAUAUUUUGAUUUACUUCGUGAAAAAUGGCUUUAUCUCGCGCUAAGCCCGAUGAACUGCCCAAGGAUGCGGUUGUGAUAACAGAGGAUCAGGCCCUAAAAUACCAAUGGAAGAUUAUAACCGCCUGGGAUAAGAUCGGUGAUGUGUGGUCCCUGCGGUACACUCCCGGAAUUCUGAGUGCCGUGGCUGCGGGUACGGGAGCCUACAUUAAUAACCACUAUCGCACAAAAUUGCGACUGGGGGCGCAUGGUCGUUUGUCCAGUUACCUGCCUAUUGUUGCCGUUCCCGCCAUUUUCACUAUGCUGACGCAUAAGUUCUUCAUACAGCGACCCAUUCUAUUGAACCCGCUGGGCGAGUGCCCUGUGUGCAUACAGUUGCGCAGUGCCGCCUUUCAAACGAGUCUAGGGAUUGUGUAUCCGACGAUCCUGGCUCCUUUCGCUGCAUUUAUGUUUGCAACCCGUUGCUAUACGUACCGCAUGCCAUCGAUUACGGAGAGCCCGCGGGAGGUGUUUCAGUUGUGGCGGAAAUUAACACGUCCCAUUGUUCCAGCCCUGGGCACCAUCAUCUGCUUACAGGCAUUGCUCACCAUGUUCCUCACCGGCCAGGAGGAUAAACAGAACUUUAAAUUGAUGCUGCGCAUGAAAGAAAUCGAACAUCAGCUGGAGGAGGAACACCUGCCUCAGCGAAUGGACUUUUGAAUUGUUAUAACUUUUUAACUAGCUGAAAUAGAGACGCAUUUUGUUGUUAAGCCCA